This is a messenger RNA of Phoenix dactylifera (date palm), 2367 nucleotides long. Its product is annotated as WPP domain-interacting protein 2-like. The record is from RefSeq and is a predicted model, not a curated record. Lineage: Eukaryota; Viridiplantae; Streptophyta; Magnoliopsida; Arecales; Arecaceae.
UCUUCCUUUUUCUUAUAUCCAUGGUCUUUCUCCUCCCCUCUUCUUCUGCUUCGCUAAUUUCUAGGGUUUGCGGUCCCCUCGCCUUCCGAUCUUUCCCCAUCCCCGAUCCCAACGCUAAUCCCGAAGACGUGGCCAUAGGAAGGUACGCUUUUUCUAGCAAUUCGCGCUCUGAUCUUUAUGUUUGAGCUUUUUCCGAGAAAUUUCGUUGGGUUUUCAGUGGAGUCACCCGCGUUUUUAAUUCCUUAUGGGCGGAGGAAUUCGGGAUUUUGAUAAAAGCUGGCAUUGAGAUUUGAAGAAUUCUAUUGUGGAUCUUUGUAAAUUGUGCUAGGUUUAAGUUGUUGUGGUAGGUUGAGUUAAUGGAUUUGAAGGAGGAUAAAUCGAAAUCUAUGUUGGAGGAGGUGGGAGAGAGGAAGAAGAGUGAAACCCUAGGAAAGAUGGCACCUUCAGUUGGAAAUAAGGUGGAGGUCAAUGGCGAUAUUGGUCCGGAGGAACAUAUUAAGAACCAUUCCCCGGUUGAAACAGGGGGUGCUGAUGGAGUUAGGGAGGAGAUAGGGAGCGUGUCUUCUUCUGAAGCAAUUUUGUUGUCUCCGGCGGAAGCAAAAGUGAACGGGGAUGGAGUUGGAGUGGGGCAUACGGCUGGUUCGCUGUCAAGGACAAUUGUAUCUCCUCCAAUUGCUGCUUCUGAGGUGGUGGCAUCGAAGCCAACGCCUACGAAGGGGUAUGGAUUAAAGAAAUGGAGGAGAAUAAGGAGAGAUUUGAAUAAGGAUGGAACGACUGGUGCUGAUUCUGCUCAGAUUCUUAAACGCAGGCUUCCGCUCGUGGAGACUCAGAAGGCUCGGGAUGAGCACAAGCAGAAGAGUGAUGGUGAGGAUGAAGGCGAGGGUUCAGUGGCUUCUAUGGAGUCGAGGAAUGCCAGAGGGUCUCCCCUUGCAGUUGCUGGUGGCACUUUGGACCCGGAGCUUGGACUGUUGGUGGCAGCUGCUGGCUUCUCUAUUGGCAUGGAUUCUGAGAAUAGUGAGGACCGAAGCAGCAAGUCUUCAACGGCUGCAAGUGCUCCAAGGCUUAGGCAUGAAGCGGUUGGAUUUGGGAGGGAGAGAGGCAAGGUGAAAAAUUUCGGUGGGAGAGGAUCAGGGAAUGUUGUACAACAAAGGGGUCAACGGGGGAGAGGGGGUGGCUUAGAUAACAUCAAGAAGUUUAGAGGAGAUCAGGUUAGAAUUGAGAAGGAGAAUUCACAUUCUAGUGCAGAGUCUGACUUGAGAAGCUCUAAUGCAGCCUUUGUGCAGAGGGGCAGCAUGGUUAGUAAUGGAAAGCAGAGUGAGAAGUCAGUAAAUUAUGAUGGAGAGAACAGUGAUGAAGCUCAGCCCAGUGAGGAAGUCCGAUCAGCUUACCAUAAAGAGAAUGGGGUGAUUGAAGAUUUAUCAAAGGAAGAUUUAGAUGCUGAAUUAUUGGCAGACAAGAAUGUUGAAAAAAGCGAGAGCCAUCAAUCCCACCCAAAUCUUGAUCCUUUUGUUGAGUCACUUGUUUUGCUUGAGGCAGCUCAGCAAGCUCUGGAAAGCGAAAUUGAGAAAUUCGGAGAAAUUGAGGAACCAGGCCUUGAUGACUUUGAUGAUGAUUAUGAAGAAGUGGAAGGUAGUAGUUCCCCAUCUCCUGAAGCUGAUUCAAUCCAAUUGAAUCAAAGGAUCGAACAACUUCAGUAUAAACUGGAAGAAGCAUUAGCAGCUGUCAGGUCUAGAGAAUCAAAGGUGCUUGAACUUGAAGCAAUCCUCAACAGAACUGAGUUGCCAAGAAAGGAAAUAGAGAACACUGAUCCACCAUUACUUAAAGAGAAGUGCAAGGAGAUGGAGUUUGAACUUGAGAGCCUGCUUGAGAAGAAGAUAGAGAUAGAAAUCGAGUAUUUGAUCAUGACAAGAGCUACUCGAAGCUGGAAAGUCAUGGCAGAAGAUCACAUUGCUCUCCUUGAGGACCAGAAGUCUCUUGCUGGGGAUCAAAUGCAGCUUAUGCAUAAGUUGAGAGAUACUGAGGUUAAGGUGACCAUGUUGACAGGGCAAAUGGGGGAAUUAGAGGCUUACUGUGCAGAGCUGGUAGGGGCCGAAGAGGUCUUGCGGCUGCAGAAUGAAGUCCUUAAGUCUUCUCUCUGUUGCUUUGUUCAGCUGGUAACGUUGUUUAUCGUAUUUUGGUGGUUUCUCAUGCAGUUGUUGCCCCCAUCUAAUGGGGUUGUGCCCACCUAAAUUUUGAAAACAACCCUCAUGUACUUCUAUCAGUUUCAGAAGAAGUUUGUGUGUAAGAUGUUAUUAGGCAAAUAUGAAUAUAUGUGCUUCCUUCUUAAUAUUCUUUAGCAACGAGUCAAUAAAUUUGCUAAUUGCAUCA